AUGAACAAAAGUGGAAGCAGUAAAAUUAGCUUAAAUACAAGCCAAUAUGAACAAAAAUUUUAUGGGAGUCCACUGAGCAAAAACUCGAAUUUAGACGAUACUGACGAGUUACUGCGGUAUAAAAUCGGAGAAGACAAUCCAUCUAUUCAUAGUGCCAGCCGAAUUAGUGGUAGUUUUACACGCUAUCGUGGCGGUAGUAAGUUAUCACGAUAUCAAUCUUCACCCAAUUACCCUAGCCACUAUGAUGAAAAUUACCAAUAUCCUAUGAACUCCAAUUCGCAAUUAUCUUUCUCGCCUAAUCACUUUGCUAGUAACCCUGUCAAUCGAUAUGAUUUAGCAUCGACUCCAGAUAGCUUAAGAAAUACCAGUUUACAUGGAGAAUCUGUUCUUGAUAACAGCGUAGCAAAUCCAAGCCUGGUCUAUUCUCAUCGAGGUGAUGAUUAUAGCAAGAAUUACUCUUUAGAGCAAAAGAAACACGAUGAGCCAAUUGAAGCUACAAAUGGGCAAGCUUCGGAUACAGCAUCAACUCAACAGCAAACUAGUGAUAGCCUUCAUGAUGGAUUCGAUUCAAAUAGUCAAGAUUUGCAUCGAUUUGGUCAUCUCGACAAUGAAGCACUCGUCAAGAGGACUCAAAAAUUACUGGAUGAGACAUUAGAAUCUUAUGAUAAAGAAGCUUAUGUUCAAGGAACCCAAUGGAGUGAUCAAAGAUAUCAAGGACAUGCGAGUAUCACUACAAGUCAUGAAUUGAAACAUCGUCAAAAACAAAAUGUAUCGAUGGAACAUGAUAGGUCUUAUUCGAAACCUAAGAUAACGGAUUCAGCAACUAACAGAAGUGCUAAUUAUUAUCCUGAUCAUCAUAAACUCUCAACCAAUACCAGUAUCAAUAUAGAUUAUGCUUCGCCGAACGAUUCUAUUGAAACUGCCGAUUUGGGAAUUCGAGAGGAUAUGGAAGUUAUAUCGAAUGUUUCAUCUAUACCGAUGGAUGCUGAUUUAUUGCAAAGGGUUUACAAUCAUAAGGAUAAAUUCGUAUUGAUACAAAGGUAG
This is a messenger RNA of Trichoplax adhaerens, 1044 nucleotides long. RefSeq lists its product as uncharacterized. The transcript has 5 exons. NCBI's taxonomy places the organism in Eukaryota, Metazoa, Placozoa, Uniplacotomia, Trichoplacea, Trichoplacidae. Bases 1 to 1044 code for a protein of 347 amino acids. The record is from RefSeq and is a predicted model, not a curated record.